UCCCACACAAAACCAGUGGGCUCCACCCGCGCCCAUCUCGUCUCCCUAUAUACCAAAGCCUCUCUUUAACUCUCCACGUUCAUCUCGGACUCUUCUCUUCGCUUCCACACCACCACCACUGUCGCAGUCAUCUUCACCUUGCUUCUGCCAUGUCGGGCAAAGACUGCGGCAGCCACGGGCACAAGCGCCGUAAACUCUUCCGCCAGAUUUUCGCCUGCAUCCUUAUCCUCCUGUUCCUUGUUCUCGUCACUAUCCUCUUAAUCUGGGCCAUCCUCCGCCCCAGCAAGCCUAGUUUCGUCCUCCAAGACGUCACCGUUUACGCCUUCAAUGUCUCCGUCCCUAACUACCUCACCUCCAACUUCCAAAUCACUUUCUCCUCCCGCAACCCAAAUGACAAAAUAGGCAUCUACUACGACAGGCUUGACGUCUACGCGACGUACCAUAGCCAGCAGAUCACUCUCCGUACAGCAAUCCCGCCCAAUUACCAAGGCCACAAGGAAAUCAACGUCUGGUCACCGAACGUCUACGGAACUGCCAUCCCAGUCGCGCCGUACAACUCUCUGUCGCUGAGUCAGGACCAGUCCACCGGAGCAGUGUUGCUGACGAUCAAGAUGGAUGGACGGGUGAGAUUCAAAGUUGGGACCUUCAUCUCUGGGAAGUAUCAUUUAUACGUGAGGUGUCCUGCAUACAUACAGUUCGGGAGUAGGACUGCCGGGAUUAUUGUCGGUGAAAACUCCGUUAAAUACUCUUUGCUGGUGAGCUGCAGCGUAAGUAUUUGAAGAUGAUGAAGAAAGAAGAUAACUUGUAAUAACGCCGUUAAGUAUUUUUCUUCCUUUUUUUUUUUUCCUAGAAUUUAUUUUGAAUACCUAUAUUUUUAUCUUUUUAAUGGAUAUUUUAUGAAAUUAAUGGCUUUGAAGUGUACACGUUCCUAAUUAAAGUGAAUAAAUGGAAGAAGAAAGAGCAAACAUGGGUAAAAUUACAGUA
This is a messenger RNA of Hevea brasiliensis (rubber tree), 984 nucleotides long. Its product is annotated as NDR1/HIN1-like protein 1. The coding region runs from base 150 to 779 and encodes 209 amino acids. The transcript has a single exon. The record is from RefSeq and is a predicted model, not a curated record. Gene Ontology annotation, biological process: defense response to other organism. NCBI's taxonomy places the organism in Eukaryota, Viridiplantae, Streptophyta, Magnoliopsida, Malpighiales, Euphorbiaceae.